CUUUAGGGGUGUGGUUUUUAGAAUUAGCUUCGCUGAAAUAAACUAGCAAAGUAAUAAGAUAUCUAGCCUGUCGACCGCUCUACAAAUUAAUUGUAGGCUUACGCAAUGUUGUUCUGAGAAAUAGACUUGUUUACAAGUCGACUCUUUAGUUGCACAGAGUGGCGGGGAUGCGGAAUCAAAAUGGGAAACAUUUUCGGCAGAAAGAGACGCACGCGAGUCACAGAGCAGGACAGAGCCGUUUUGCAACUGAAACAGCAGAGAGAUAAGUUGAAGCAGUACCAAAAGAGAAUCACUCUGCAGCUGGAAAAAGAGAGGAAUCUGGCCAAGCAGCUGCUGAAAGAUGGCAAGAAAGAGAAGGCCCUCCUCUUGCUCAAAAAGAAGAGAUACCAAGACCAGCUCCUAGACAAGACGGAAAACCAGAUUAGCAACCUGGAGCGCAUGUGUCAAGACAUUGAGUUUGCCCAGAUUGAGAUGAAAGUCAUCGAAGGCCUUAAAGUUGGAAACGAUUGCCUGAAGUCAUUGCAUGAGGCGAUGUCCAUCGAGGAUGUGGAGAGAAUUAUGGAUGAGACCCAAGAAGCCAUUGAAUACCAGAGGGAAAUAGAUGAGAUGCUGGCAGGUUCCCUGACACAGGAGGAUGAAGAUGCUAUACUGGCUGAACUGGAGGCCAUCACUCAGGGAGACCUUGACCUACCAGAGGUACCUGAUGAGUCCCUGCCUGAAGUCCCAGAGACAGCUGAGGAAGAACCAGAGCCAGGUCAAGAGAGACCGAGGAAGAAGCAAGAACGGGAGAUGUUGGCUGUCUAGAAACAUGUUUGUUUGCCAGGGGACUUGGUACGCCGGCCACUAUAUCCCCCUCGUAGGGGUCUCAUGCCCCAACCACCCCAAACACACAGCCA
This is a messenger RNA of Oncorhynchus nerka (sockeye salmon), 896 nucleotides long. It is a transcript of the gene chmp6b, whose product is annotated as charged multivesicular body protein 6b. Lineage: Eukaryota; Metazoa; Chordata; Actinopteri; Salmoniformes; Salmonidae. The record is from RefSeq and is a predicted model, not a curated record. Gene Ontology annotation, biological process: vesicle budding from membrane; late endosome to vacuole transport via multivesicular body sorting pathway. The transcript has 8 exons. Gene Ontology annotation, cellular component: multivesicular body; ESCRT III complex. The coding region runs from base 181 to 804 and encodes 207 amino acids.